GGUAAUGCAGCAGUGCACUGCGUCUUUUGGGACUUUGGGAAGAACAAUGGACUGGGUGGUUGGAAUACAUCAGGGUGUGAAAUGGAAUAUACAGAUACGAAUUACACAAUCUGUUUUUGUAACCAUCUUACCCAUUUUGGAGUCCUACUGGACUUGUCCCGGACAGAGAUAGAUACCACGCAUGAACGCAUAUUAACUCUGAUAAGCUAUGUAGGAUGUGGAGCUUCUUCCGUCUUUUUGGGUAUAACGCUGGUGACAUAUCUAGCUCUUGAAAAGCUGCGGAGAGACAACCCUUCAAAAAUCCUGCUCAAUCUUUGUUCUGCACUGCUGAUGCUGAACAUCAUCUUCCUCACCAAUUCCUGGCUGUCCUCGUUCCACCAGCCAGGUCUCUGUAUCACCGUGGCCGCCCUCCUUCACUAUUUCCUUCUUGCAGCUUUCACGUGGAUGUGCCUGGAGUCUGUUCACUUUUACUUUGUUCUUGUCAAAGUUUUCAAUGUUUACGUCCCAAAGUACAUCCUAAAAUGCUGUCUUGCUGGCUGGGGAAUACCAGCUAUUGUAAUUGCUAUUGUGCUUAUUAUAAAUAAAGACUACUACGGCAAUGGAUCACAGGCUGAGAGCAAUCCAUUCAGCAAUUUCUGCUGGAUUCAGGAGAACACAGUGUUUUACAUCUCCGUUGUGGUCUAUGUCGGCUUAAUAUUUUUGAUGAAUACAGCCAUGUUCAUCACUGUUCUCAUUCAAAUCCACGCCAUGAAAUCCAGGACACCAAAGAGAUCCAGAUUCUGGAAACGGGGUUUUCUUCAAGACAUCAGAAGUGCUUUCAGCUUGAUGUUCCUUUUGGGCUUAACUUGGGGCUUUGCCUUUUUUGCCUGGGGAGCAGCGAGGAUACUUUUCUUGUAUCUCUUCAGCAUUUUUAACACCUUGCAAGGGUUCUUUAUCUUUGUGUUUUACUGCCUGCUGAAGGAAGAAGUAGUGAAGCAGUGCCGACUGCACUUUUGCUGCGGAAGAUUUCGUCCCAGUAAUUAUUCUGCUGAAGUUCAUUACAACCCCAGUGCUGUACCUCCAGAAGAUGAUGAGACCAAACAUCCUUGUUCACGAAGAAUACUACCCACGGAUACAGGGCUGUACUGUCCAGAGAAAGCAAGAUUUUUUCACUGA
Molecule: messenger RNA, 1155 nt
Organism: Pterocles gutturalis (yellow-throated sandgrouse)
Lineage: Eukaryota; Metazoa; Chordata; Aves; Pterocliformes; Pteroclidae
Gene: ADGRG4
Product: G protein-coupled receptor 112
Exons: 8
Biological process (GO): adenylate cyclase-activating G protein-coupled receptor signaling pathway; cell surface receptor signaling pathway
Cellular component (GO): membrane
Molecular function (GO): G protein-coupled receptor activity
Source: RefSeq, a predicted model, not a curated record